UUCAAGUUAAUUUCCUAAACAGUAGGAGAAAGAAAUUGAGAGCAAAGAAGACCAGCUCAACGUUGUCUCUACUAAAAUGCAUCAAAUUUCGGAUCCUCCCUCCCAUUUCUCUUCCAUUCUCAAAUCCUUACCCUAACUCAAAAUAAAAGAAACUUUCACAACGUUUUCUUUUUUGUUAUUUUCAUUAAAACAAAUUUAUUCUCCUUUGUCUGUUCUUUUUGGAAUGUUUAAUGUCCUAGAAGCUGUAUCUGAAACUUCCACGUUAUUGGACUAAGCCGUACCGGAAAUUAUUUUCGAGUACGACUCUCUUUAUUUUACUCGGUUGAAGAUUCUUCCUUGUAGUUUCGGGAUUUUGCUCAUAUAUAGUUGAAUGAAGCUGGGGAAGCAGUUUUAGGAACGAAAUCGAUUUGAAAACGAAGUUAAAAAUUAAAGGAUGGAGAGUUAUUUGAAUGAGAACUUCGAAGUGAAGGCGAAGCACUCGUCGGAGGAAACGUUGGAAAAAUGGAGGAAAGUUUGUGGUAUCGUCAAGAAUCCGAAACGGCGGUUUCGGUUCACCGCCAACCUCUCCAAACGUUACGAGGCUGCUGCUAUGCGCCGCACCAAUCAGGAAAAAUUGAGAAUUGCUGUACUGGUUUCGAAAGCUGCCUUUCAAUUUAUAUCAGGUGUGCAACCCGGUGAUUAUGUUGUUCCUGAAGAAGUCAAAGCUGCUGGUUUUCAAGUUUGUGCUGAUGAGUUAGGAUCCAUUGUGGAAGGCCAUGAUGUAAAGAAACUAAAGUUUCAUGGUGGAGUAGAUGGUAUUGCUGAAAAGCUCUCGACAUCAACGACCAAUGGACUAACUUCCGAUUCUGGUCUGUUGAAUAAAAGACAAGGGGUUUAUGGAAUCAAUAAGUUUGCUGAGCCUGAAACUAAGGGGUUUUGGGUAUUUGUUUGGGAAGCUCUUCAGGACAUGACUCUUAUGAUCCUUGGGGCGUGUGCUUUUGUGUCGUUGAUAGUUGGGAUAGCAAUGGAAGGAUGGCCAAAGGGAGCUCAUGAUGGACUUGGGAUUGUUGCGAGUAUCUUGUUGGUUGUGUUUGUCACAGCAACAAGUGAUUAUCGCCAAUCUUUACAGUUCAGGGAUUUGGACAAGGAGAAAAAGAAAAUCACUAUUCAGGUAACAAGAAAUGCAUGUAGGCAGAAAAUGUCUAUAUAUGAUUUACUUCCUGGUGAUAUUGUACACCUUAAUAUUGGUGACCAAGUCCCAGCUGACGGGCUUUUUGUCUCGGGAUUUUCUGUGCUAAUUGAUGAAUCAAGUUUAACUGGGGAGUGUGAGCCGGUAAUGGUGAAUGCUGAAAACCCUUUUAUGCUUUCUGGUACUAAGCUUCAAGAUGGAUCAUGCAAGAUGAUGGUUACCACUGUUGGGAUGAGAACACAAUGGGGUAAGUUGAUGGCAACCCUCAGUGAGGGGGGAGAUGAUGAGACCCCACUGCAGGUGAAGUUGAACGGAGUGGCAACCAUUAUUGGGAAGGUAGGCCUGUUUUUCGCUGUAGUGACUUUUGCUGUAUUGGUGCAAGGACUGUUUACCAGUAAACUGCAAGGAGGGACAAUCUGGAGUUGGUCUGGUGAUGAGGCAUUGCAAAUGCUGGAGUUCUUUGCUGUUGCAGUUACAAUUGUUGUUGUUGCAGUUCCAGAGGGUCUACCAUUGGCUGUGACCCUGAGCCUUGCUUUCGCCAUGAAGAAGAUGAUGAAUGAUAAAGCACUAGUUCGACACCUUGCAGCUUGUGAGACUAUGGGCUCAGCAACAAGUAUUUGUAGCGAUAAGACUGGGACACUAACAACUAAUCACAUGACGGUUGUGAAAUCAUGCAUUUGCAUGGGUGUCAAGGAAGUAGGUAACAACAAUAAAGCUUCUUUCUGCUCUGAGAUUCCAGAGUCUGCUGUGAAACUUCUGCUACAAUCAAUUUUUACUAACACUGGCGGUGAAAUUGUUAUCAACAAAAGCGGAAAAUGUGAAAUAUUGGGAACACCAACAGAGACUGCUUUAUUAGAGUUUGGCUUGUCUCUGGGUGGAGAUUCCCAAGCAGAACGACAGGCAUCAAAAAUUGUUAAGGUUGAGCCAUUUAACUCAACAAAGAAACGAAUGGGAGUGGUGCUGGAGCUCCCUGAAGGAGGGCUACGAGCACACACUAAAGGUGCUUCGGAGAUAGUUUUGGCUGGAUGUGACAAGGUGAUCAAUUCAGAAGGGGAAGUUGUUCCCCUGGAUGAAGAAUCCAUUAACCAUCUCAAUGCUACAAUCAACCAGUUUGCUAAUGAGGCUCUUCGAACCCUGUGUCUUGCCUAUAUGGAACUGGAAAAUGGUUUCUCCCCUGACAGUGCUAUUCCAGUUUCUGGGUAUACUUGUAUAGGAAUUGUGGGUAUUAAAGAUCCUGUUCGCCCUGGUGUUAAAGAAUCUGUUGCUACUUGUCGUUCUGCUGGGAUUACUGUACGAAUGGUUACGGGAGACAAUAUAAACACUGCAAAGGCUAUAGCCAGGGAAUGUGGAAUUCUUACAGAUGAUGGUAUAGCCAUUGAAGGUCCAGAUUUCAGAGAGAAGACUCAGGAGGAAUUGCUUACUUUGAUUCCUAAGAUUCAGGUGAUGGCUCGGUCUUCUCCUAUGGACAAGCAUACAUUGGUAAAGCACUUGCGAACUACAUUUGAUGAAGUUGUUGCUGUGACUGGUGAUGGAACAAAUGAUGCUCCAGCCUUGCAUGAAGCAGAUAUAGGACUAGCGAUGGGCAUCGCUGGAACUGAGGUGGCCAAGGAGAGUGCUGAUGUCAUAAUUCUAGAUGACAAUUUCUCAACAAUUGUGACAGUGGCCAAAUGGGGCCGUUCAGUAUACAUAAAUAUUCAAAAAUUUGUACAGUUUCAACUGACAGUCAAUGUUGUUGCAUUGAUUGUUAAUUUCUCCUCAGCAUGUUUGACAGGGAGUGCCCCUCUCACAGCUGUUCAGCUGUUGUGGGUGAAUAUGAUUAUGGAUACUCUGGGAGCACUAGCACUUGCAACUGAGCCUCCAACUGACGAACUAAUGAAGCGUUCACCAGUUGGAAAGAAAGGAAAUUUUAUCAGUAAUGUCAUGUGGAGGAAUAUCUUGGGACAAGCUUUGUAUCAGUUUAUGGUAAUAUGGUAUCUUCAGACAAAAGGAAAAGCAAUAUUUAAUCUCAACGGCCCUGAUUCUGAUCUGAUAUUGAACACACUUAUUUUCAAUUCAUUUGUCUUCUGUCAGGUUUUCAAUGAGAUCAGCUCACGUAACAUGGAGGAAAUAGAUGUCUUCAAGGGCAUAUUAGAUAACUACGUAUUCGUGGCUGUUCUCAGCUGCACUGCUGUCUUCCAAGUCAUUAUAGUCGAAUUUUUGGGUACAUUUGCAAAUACAACUCCUCUCACAUUCUCACAGUGGUUCCUAAGCGUUUUCAUAGGAUUCAUAGGCAUGCCCAUUGCUGCUGCGUUGAAGAUGAUCCCAGUAUGAGCCACCAAAACGGCAGAUGCUAUUUUGUGAAUGACAUCAUCGAAAGCCUUUGAUGCCUCUCCCUUGCAGUGUAGAUUACUUAGUGACUAGAAAGCUGUUUGCAAAGAAGGUAAAUAGAGAGUUUGGAACCAAAAUCUCAUCAGCAUUUAAGUGUCAUUACAAUUUUUUUAAUUUUGAAACUUCUUCUGGAUUGGAUUUUCUGUUUAUAGGACAAGCACUUUGCUUGUUUUGUUUUGUAAUUUCUUGUUCUUAAUUUCAUUUUUUAAUUGACAUAUAAGGCAUGUAAGUAUUUUUUAAAAAUGUUUUGUAGUGACUGAAUAGAUAAUUAAUGCUUAGUCCUAUAUUAAGUCAGUAGGCA
Molecule: messenger RNA, 3836 nt
Organism: Theobroma umbraticum
Lineage: Eukaryota; Viridiplantae; Streptophyta; Magnoliopsida; Malvales; Malvaceae
Gene: ACA2
Product: calcium ATPase 2
Biological process (GO): calcium ion transmembrane transport
Cellular component (GO): intracellular membrane-bounded organelle; plasma membrane
Molecular function (GO): P-type calcium transporter activity; calmodulin binding; ATP hydrolysis activity
Source: RefSeq, a predicted model, not a curated record